Molecule: messenger RNA, 282 nt
Organism: Sphaeroforma arctica JP610
Lineage: Eukaryota; Ichthyosporea; Ichthyophonida
Exons: 1
Coding region: 1-282 (93 amino acids)
Molecular function (GO): zinc ion binding; nucleic acid binding
Source: RefSeq, a predicted model, not a curated record
AUGGCCGCCAAGGUGGCGACAGGGGCGGUCAGCAGCGUGACCGCAACUAUCAGUCCGACCGUGGUGGUGUCCGCCAGGACGGCUGGGGCCGAGGGAGUCGUGAUUCUGGCGGUGAUGACUGGGGUCGUGACUCCCCGAUCGAAGGGUCGGGAUGAUGAUGGGGGGCGUGGCCAGCGUGCUGAGCGUCGCCCAUGGUGUUAUGUUUGCCGUACGUCUGGACAUAAUCCAGAGCGAUGUCCGAAGUUGCAGGCCCCUGCGGCUGGUGCUGCGGCCCGAGGAUGA